AAAUAAUUACUUUUUCAUUUUUUUAUUUUAUUUAUUUUUGUUUGUUUAUUUAAUUUUAUACCAAGGGUAUUAGAGAUAUUUUAUCUUUUAAUGAAUGUCAUUUUUGUGAUUUUUUUUCUAAUGUCAUUUUUUGAGACAAAAACUCAAAAUGUGCUAUUAUUGACAAUUGUCUUUCAUUUUAUAGUAGCUUAUCACAUCUUCUAGUAUCUUCAUCUAAAAUGGAAAAUGAGACAAAAUCCUUUUGUAAAUGUAGUAUGGGAGGGACAUUUAAAGGUUUUUGCGGCAAAAAAAACACUGAACUUUGCGGGAAUUGCCAAAAGAAACCUGGACAUAUGGGCUAGCCAAUAAAAUCCUGAACUUUUGUUGACUUUUCGGGUUUAUUAAGAAACUUACGAUUGACUGACCAGAUUAACACACCGUUAACCGAGUUAACUGUUAAUUAAGCGGACGUUAAUUUUGGGUGUUAAAGUAUACGACGUCGUUUCAUCACUUUGUCUGAUUAAAGACAAACGACGUCGUUUAUAUAGCUGUGUUAUUAAAAAUAUGGGUUUCCAACGGCUCGAACUCGUGUACUCGGGUUUAAUGGUAGGGGUUUUUGCCACUGAGCUAGUGGACUUUGCAAUAGAUUUACGAACACAAUUUCUUUUAUUCUUCGAAUCCGAGUUAAAGACAAAUUAAUGAAACGACACGUUUUAUAUUAACUUUUUUAUUAAAAAGAUGGGGUUCCAUCGACUCGAACUCGUGCGCUCGGGUUUAAUGGUAGGGGUUUUUGCCACUGAGCUAGUGGACUUUGCAAUGGAUAUACGAACACAGUUUCUUUUAUUCUCUUUGAAUCCGAGUUAAAUGAAUCAAAAAGAAACGACGGCGUUUUCUCCUCCGAUUGGUAUAAACCCUAAAUGGGCGAAAUCAUAAAUCCAGUUCGCGAUUCAAGCUCGAUUCUCUUCGAUCUCGUCCUUAAGAAUCUCGAUUCUCAUCUCUCCUUCUUCGAGUAUCGCAUGAUGAGUUCGGGUUGUGAGGAUUCGUCUGUGAAUACGAUGGGAAUUCGUGGUAUCCCGGAGCAAUGCGGCUGUGGUCGAAGAACUGGGAUAUACACAUCAAAAACGAAGGUCAAUCCAGGAAGAACUUUCUUUAGAUGCCCAACGUUUCAAAAUGAUCACUUGUAUAAAUGGGUAGAUGAAGCUGUCUACGAAGAGGUUCAAGAUGCAUUGCCAAAAGUUGAGUGCUUUGCAUCAGAUGUUAUGAAAAUUAAAAUGGAGAUCGAAAGCAUGAAAACCGUGGAGGAAGAGUUGAAAGAAGAUGUCAGGAAUGCGAGCAAUGAACUUAAGAAGCUGAAUGUGAUCAUGAAAGUGGGUUUUUCGGUGGUUUGUUUAGGCGUUGUGAUAUGUCUUGUGUUGAUCAUGUUUGACAAAGCAGAUGGGUUGUCUAUGAAUAGCUACUAGGAGACUCUGUUUAUGUAAGGUUAUGUUUAUGUAAGAAUCAUGGUUCAUGUAAGGCUAUGUUUUAAGACAAUGUUUCAGUAAUGUUUAUGUUUUACUUCUUGAUUGUUUAUAGAAGGACAAAUGAACACACCAAUGAACAGACCAUCAAGAUAAACAACAUGAUGAAAACACAAAGAUAAUAACCAACACUAUCUUCAUUGAGAGUUUCAAAUUAAAACAGCAGGAAGAGAAGAAAGAAAAAGGUAGUUCUUGUUCCAAAAGCAUUCAGACAGAGACACCA
Molecule: messenger RNA, 1719 nt
Organism: Brassica napus (rape)
Lineage: Eukaryota; Viridiplantae; Streptophyta; Magnoliopsida; Brassicales; Brassicaceae
Exons: 2
Coding region: 897-1439 (180 amino acids)
Molecular function (GO): zinc ion binding
Source: RefSeq, a predicted model, not a curated record